Messenger RNA from Zonotrichia albicollis (white-throated sparrow), 2708 nucleotides. It is a transcript of the gene IL5RA, whose product is annotated as interleukin 5 receptor subunit alpha. NCBI's taxonomy places the organism in Eukaryota, Metazoa, Chordata, Aves, Passeriformes, Passerellidae. Gene Ontology annotation, molecular function: cytokine receptor activity; protein binding. Gene Ontology annotation, cellular component: membrane; external side of plasma membrane. Gene Ontology annotation, biological process: cytokine-mediated signaling pathway. The record is from RefSeq and is a predicted model, not a curated record.
AUGGCCAGUGGGAUGCCAGCUUUCCUGCUCCUCCUCUGGACAACAAACACACCUCAAGGUGCAGGAGUCCAGGUUUUGCCACCUGUUAACUUCACCCUCACAGUCUCUGCGUUAGCACAAGUGCUGUUACAGUGGGAGCCAAACCCUGCUCAGGAACAAAACAACUCCACCAUUAGGUACGAUGUGAAAAUCCUGAGCCCUGAGCCAGAAGAGUAUGACACCAGCAGGACGCAGAGCGUGCGAACAGCAGCGCUUCACAACGGCUUCUGCGCCCGCGUGCGCACCUUGCUGCUGCAGGAGGGCCUCCAGAGGGGCAGUGACUGGGUGCAGGGACACCUCCCACCUCUGCCAGGUGCUGCAGAGACCUCUGUCACCAACCUGUCCUGUGUCACCCACGUCACCAUCCCUGGCAAUGUCUCUCUCCACUGCAGCUGGCUCCCUGGCCCAGGGGCUCCAGAGGACACCAAAUAUUUCCUCUUUUACAGGUACGAGACACACACAGAGGAAUGUCCCACUUACAGCAAAGACAAGUGGAGCAGGAAUAUUGAGUGCAGGUUUUCAAGCACUCAGAUUCAGCCUGGUGAGAUUGACAACCUCAUUGUCAUUCACAUUAAUGGCUCCAGCAAACGUGCUGCAAUCAAGCCUUUCCAGCAGUUAUUUAACCAAAAUGCCAUCGAGAAAGUGAAUAUUCCCAGAAAUAUCAGCAUAUCCCUGCAGCAAAACCAUCUCCUGGCCACGUGGGAGAAGCCAAUUUCUCCUUUCCACGAGGAAUGUUUUGAAUAUGAAUUUUAUCUCAUCAACCUGAAGUCAGGUAACAAGCAGAUCCUGAGCCUCUCCUCCAGCAGUUUCCAGCUGAGGGUGGAUGCCAGCAGCAGAUAUUCCAUCAGGAUCAGGGCCAACCUCAACCACAUCUGCCGGGCCCCAGGAGUCUGGAGUGACUGGAGUGCCACCAAUUACAUUGGGCAAAAUAAACUGGAGAGUUCCAUAGCCUGGAUUCUCACUCUGCUCUGUGUGUCCACGUCCUGCAUGUUGCUGCUUGUUGCUAUAUUAUGCCAAAUAAACCACGUUUGGACAAAACUGUUCCCACCAAUCCCAACGCCCAGCAACAAAUUCCGAGACCCUUUCCCAAUUGACUACGAGAGAGCACGGACCUGCCCCAGCUCCACGGAGACCGAGGUGGGCAGCCUGGCUGAAGGCUUCUCCUGCAGCGUCCUCGACGACUCCGUGUUCUGAGAGGCUCCACGAGGUCACCCACCAACGCUGGAGAGGGCUCUGUGCCACCUCUCUGUGUCCCUGCUCCCAGUGGGGACGAGGAUUUGCCUGCACCAGGUGCCUUGUUGCCAAACAAAGUUCCAGCUCAAGCAGGAUGGAAGCUCAUGGCACAAGGGCUGUGUAGGGAAAAAAAAGCCUGGGAAAGAGCCAAUGGAUUCAUUUUUUCUGGCUGGCACCUUACUUUUUUGGGGGUUUGUUUUACCUUGCCCUGACAACUGGAAAUGCAAACUGGGUUUGGCACAACCCUGUGGAUGCAGCAAGGUGGUGCUGGCAGUGACCAAGAGGGGUCAAACACUGGGAAAAGAAAGAAAAACGUGUGAAGCACCCAGUGCUGUCACCCCAGUGCUGUCACCCCCAGUGCCACAGCAAGGCCACCCUGAGAGCAGGGACACUCACCAGGCCUUUGCUGCUACGCUUUGUAACAAAACUGUGAAUUUCCACCUGAAUUUCCACCCUGGGCUCUGACCUCCCUGGCUGUGGCCCAUGAAGUUCUCCUGGUCUUGCAGAAUUCCUUCCAGUUCCAAGAAACCUCCUGUCCAUGGAGCUGGGUCAAACAUGUUAAUGAAGAAUAAAAAUAAAGAUUUGAUCCACCCAAUAAGUUCUGUGGAAAGUGCCUAAAGAAAUGGAGUUUCCAAGUACUAUAGACUAAAAAUAAUUAUAAUAAACGAGUCAUUUCUCAUCUGGGUGAAGUAGCAUUGCUCCAUCAAAGUUAAUGUAACUCAUUAAUAUAACAUUGAUGCUUCCAAUGUCUCUCUUACAUGUGCUUUUAAUAGAUUCGAGGGCCCCAACUUUAACACUCUAAAAUCAGAAUUUCAUUAGUAAAAUCCUAAAAAUGAGACUAAAGAGAAUUCACUUAUUGGAAUGUAUUUUAUGUCAUGCCUUCAAGUGGCCUAAUAAAUAAUAAAUAAGGUUUCUGCACAUAAUUCCAUUCCCAUUAAUGCCAAGCUAUUGCACAGGUCAAUGCAAUAUAUUUAAAUAUAUUUUACAUAUCAGACACCUGGUACUUCCAGGAUGAGUCCUCAUGGGGACAUGAGGGCUGGAUGGCUUGGAGAGCCAGCAGCCACACUUCUACUCACCCUGGUAAAUAAAUCCAACGUGGUGUAAAGCAGGAGCAGCAGCAUUUCCCCAGCCAGGCUGCAGGUCCAGCCCACUCACCUUUAGUGAUCUCAGUGCUGGAGAACCAAGGGUGCAGGAUGAGGACAGUUCCUGGCCAAGCUCCUCCUCAUGGUCGUGAUUCCUGGAGGAAAAUCUUCACUCCAGGCAGCACAGGGGAAAAGGAAUUUGCCCAGGAUCCCAGGCCACAGCCAGGGCUGUGUCAGUUUUGGCACCACCACAUCAGACCUCCAGCCCCACACUCCCACAGCACAGAAUCAUUAUUUCUCAUUUUUUUCCCUUCAAACCCAGCUCCCAACCCCCUUUUGCUUCUUCCCUGCUGC